AUGCGCGAAGGAGGGCGCGGAGGACGAGGACGCGGAGAGGCGUCGCGUCAAUCGCGUCGUGCGGCAGGGCUGCCACCCGAGGAGCAACCGAGCCUAGAAGAGUCGGCAUCCGAGCCGGCCGUCCCAGAUGACGCGCACCAAGCGUCGAAGGACGGCGAGCCCGAACGUGCUGACGCGGGCGAGGAGUCGAAGACCGCAGAGGGGGGUCCCGGUCAGGGUGAACCCAACCAGGCGUCAGAGGGAGGCGCCGACGUGGAUGAGCCCCAGGCGGAGGGUCGAGUUUCGGACUCCUCUCUGCCUGGCCAAGAUGUGCAGCCGGACGCGCAAGUGUCCGCCGAACCCAAGCCGACGCCGUCUGCCGAGGAGGAGAAGCCGGCCGCAGUUCCUGUGAAGGCGGUGACCCCGGCCGCUGAUGCCCAACCGGAGACCCAGCUCUCGGUGAAGGCCAGCCGGGGUAACCCGCCGACGGAGUUGCCGGCCGAGCACCCAAGUGUCCAAGCGGCGAAGACGUACGCGGCGCUGCAGGCUUCCCGGUGGGAGAGAGCCCGGUCUGGGCUCACGCUUCCGCCGAACGUGGAGUACGCCUGGCCAGAGUCCCGCCCGGACUCCGUGCUGUGGUUGACCGCAACAAUUGUGACGUCCAAGUACCUGGCGUCCAAGGUGGCCUCGCAGGACCCGGCCGAAGGUUGGUUGGCCGACCUGGCACCCAGCCGCCGAGACUUGUCGACUACCCAGGACCUGGCCGGAGUCCAGAUCCCAACCGGGUUGCUGGACUCGCGGGAGUGCGUUGCGGUUCUGCAGACGCUCCUGUUCGAGGCCGGUUUCCAAUUCGUCAACGUGGUGCCGGCCUGGGUGGAGAUGCGAGUGUCCAAGGUGGAGCCGAUGUCCAUCCGGACCCUGGUCGGAGACGUCCAGCGACUGCUUGCGGUCGAGCUCAUCGAGUGGCGCGAGCUGGUCGUCGGAGCGACGUUCAAGAUCCUGCCAGCAUUGGAGGCCCAAGCGAAGACAGAGAAGCCGCCGAUCAUGGAUUACCACGCGGAAGACGCGGAUGGAGAUCUAUUGAUGAGCGACUACGAACUCUUGUUGGGCCGGGCCUACGUCCUACGCCUACGCUUGACUGGUCUUCGUCCCAUCCGGAGUCCGAGCGGGUCGUCCACCGGUGAGUCUGUGCCCAAGCGUCCGCAGCAUGCGCCGCCGAGGGCCGAGAGCUCGCUUGCGUCCCCGCCGUCCCAGUUCGAGUCGCUGCCGUCCGAGUUUCCGUCGGCUGAGGAGUCCGCCCGGGAUGCCCCGGCCAGAGGUGCAACUUCGGACCCUGUCCCGAGCAUAGUUGGCACCUCCGACCGGGCUUCCUACGGCGCGACGUCCGAGUCGUAUGUGUCCAGGAACACAACCUCGGACUCGUCGACCUCGACGCUCGGGUACAGCGCUGCGUCGCACAUGGCGAUGCCCCAGUUGGGAUCCUUGGCGAUGUCCGCCCGGGGUCCGGUUGGCGUGUCGGUCGGCGCUGGAGACGUGGGCUUCUACGUGACGCGCGAGGUGGUCCCCAAACGAGAGCCGAUCCCCGAUCAGGCUGAUGCCAACUUGGCACGCUUGGACGAGUGGCUCGGACUCGGAUGGAGAUGCUCGGCGUCGCCGCCGACGUUCCACCCGGAGGUCAUCACGAGACCGAUCCCCAUCCAGGCGCUCGAGUCGAUCCAGGCGCUCUCGGGGAUGGCGGAGAUGGCGGUGUCGACCUUCCACCAGGUCCAGCAGCUUGGUGCCGAGCUGUCGAAGCUUCGCGAAGCUGUGUCGACCGGGAAGGAUCCCAGCCGGGAUGCCGAAGCCGAGCUUGCUCUGGCCGAAGCCCAACGGGAGGCGCGCGAAGCCGAGCGCCGGGCCCAGGAGCUUGAGCGACACCUGCAUGAGGUCUAUGCCCAGGCGUCCCAGGCCGCCUCGCAGCCCCUGACGGCCGAGGCCGAUGUCGAAGCUGCUCGUCUUGCGGCCGCGCGGGCCGAGCGUGAGCGUGUGGAGGCAGCCGCCGCGGAAUACAUCCGCCGGCAGCUGGCUGAAGCCGACGCGAGGCACGCCGCCGAGAUGGCCGCCCGGGCCUGGCAGGCCCAGCAGGACCUGGCCGCGUUGGCAGCCAGGCUUUAG
Molecule: messenger RNA, 2133 nt
Organism: Phytophthora sojae
Lineage: Eukaryota; Oomycota; Peronosporomycetes; Peronosporales; Peronosporaceae
Exons: 4
Coding region: 1-2133 (710 amino acids)
Source: RefSeq, a predicted model, not a curated record